Rotaria sp. Silwood2 is the source of this 3156-nucleotide messenger RNA. NCBI's taxonomy places the organism in Eukaryota, Metazoa, Rotifera, Eurotatoria, Philodinida, Philodinidae. The record is from the annotation of a GenBank genome assembly.
AUGUACAGACAAACUCUAACAACUAUGGCGGGACAUGAAGAUGCAGAACUAAUAAAUGCAACAAAUUAUAUUGAGGGUGGUUCACCUCAAUGGAAUGAAAUGAUUUAUGCAGAUAUAUCAGAAGAUAAAAUUCAAUCGGAGGAAAUUAUUUUUUUCAUUAUUGAUCAAAUUAGUGAUAAAAAAAUUGUUGAAUAUCAUUUACUAUGGAGAUGGUUAGUACCAUUCUAUGAAUACCAUUUAAAUUUACAAAAGACAUUAGCACAAACAUCUAAAACAAUUUGUUUGUACAUUUCAAUAAUGAAGAAACAAAGUUCUUUAUCAAAAGAAAAUAUUCGAUAUUUUGGUUUAGAAGCAUUAUUAAAUGGAUUUGAUGUAGCGGUUACAAAUAAUCAAUCAAUCUAUGCUGUUGCUCGAAUUGUACCUGAUAUUAAAUCUUAUAACUAUACAGUUUCAAAUCAAUGUAAAGAUCUAGUAUUCGAAGAUGCAUUAGAAAGUUUUGAUGAUGACGAUGAUAAUCAUGAAAAACCAUAUCUAAAUAAUAGACCAUCAUUACCAAAAACACAUGAAGAAUUCACAAAUGAUCUAGCUCAAUCAUUACUCGAAUGUCAACAAAUUACUCAACUUAUAUUUGAAAAUCGUCUUAAUGAAGCACUUAGAAAAACUAAAGAACAUUUAUUGCAUAGUUCAAUAAGUUUUAUGCAAGCUGGAAUGACAUUUAAUCAAGAUGAUAUUGAAGCAACAAUUCAAGCAUUACGUCAUACAACAAAUAUGGCGAAAAAAUAUGAACCAUAUCGACCAUGGAUAACAUUUAGUCUAACAUCGAAACCUGUCAUGACUGAAGAGGAAUUACAUGCUAAAUUAGUUUAUGCCGAAGCAUUACUUAUUCGAGCAUUAUUAACAUUUAUUCAAGAUCAAGGAUUAUUUAGUUUUAUAAGUGGUGCCUUAAAAAUUAAAGAAUGUCAUGAUCUAUUUGCGAAAUUAGCAAAAAAUAAUGAUCCGUCCAGAUUUUCAUCGACGAUAUCACACGAACAUUUUGAUAGUGGAGUUCGAAUGGGUAAUGGUGCAUUUAAUUUGAUGAUUGCUAAUCUACCACAACGAAUAAUACGUUGUCUGGAAUUUGCUGGUUUUUCAGGGGACAGAGACUUUGGCCUUAAAGAACUUGAGACAAGUGCAAUGAGUAAUGGUUUACGAGCACCAUUAUCAGCUUUAUUGCUUCUUGGUUAUCAUACAUUUGCUGCACAUAUAUUUGGAAAUAGUGAUGGUGAUCUUGAAAAAUCACAUAUGUUAAUUGAACAUUAUUUAAAAAGAAAUUCAAAUUCUUAUAUGUUUCUUGUUUUUCGAGCAAGACUUCAAACACUUCAUUGUCGACUUGAUGAAGCAAUUCGAACAUAUGAAUAUGCAAUUCGUUGUCAAAGUGAUUGGAAAAAUCUUCAUCAUAUUGCCUACUGGGAAAUACUUUGGUGUCAUGUACUACAACUUCAAUGGAAAGAAGCAUCUAAUAUGGCUCAAAUUCUUCUUAAAGAAAAUAAUUGGAGUAAAGCAACAUCUUGUUAUCUUUUAGCAACAUUUCAAUUUGAAGAUAAUAAUGCUCUUGCAACAGAUGAGAUAAUUCAAUUAUAUAAACGUGUACCAGAAUUAAAAAUUCGUCUGGCAGGUAAAUCAAUUCCAUUAGAAAAAUAUGCAAUAAAACAAUGUGAACAUUUUCUUGUACAAAAAUGGCUUUUCUUACCGGCAUUGGAAUUAGUUUAUCUUAUGAAUGGUUUUUAUAUACUUGCUCAUGAUUAUAACAAAUUACAAGAAGUUCUUAAUAUUGUUAAUAAUGCAUUAAAAGAUCUUGAACUUAAUCAUCAAAAUGAUCAAUUCUAUGCUGAUAGUUAUGGUUCUGGCCUAUUACUUCGUGGUGUGCUUCUUUAUUUUCUUCAUCGAUAUGAUGAAGCUCAUCAAGAUUUUGAUGAAAUAAUUACUAUGUCAAAACAAUUUGACGAAAAAUCUCUAUUACCACCGAAUGCAGUAUUCGAAAAAGCAAUGAUCUAUCUUGAUUUAAAACAAAAACAAAAAGCGAAUGAAUAUUUACAAAAGUCACUAAAUGAUUAUAAAGAUUAUCAACUAGAGUCUCGUCUUCAUUUUCGUAUAAAUGCAGCAAUGCAGACAAUGAAACAAAUGGAUAAUGAUUCAAAUAAAAAAACUAUUUUCAAUAAUAAAAAAACUAUGAUAUUUGAACAAGUACUUAAUUUUUUUUUAACAUUACUUGAAUGUUCAAAGUUUGAUUUAAUCUAUUUGGCAUGGUUAUGGACUUUAUUUAAACCAUUAUGUCUUUUAUUAUUAUUACUAUUUAUUUUACCAGCAGCUACACUUUUAUUUGUAUAUGGUUCAUCAUUAUUUUGUUUGAUAUAUAAACAUUGGAAUCGGUUAAAAGUAGAUGAUCUUUGGCAUGGUGCAUUGAAUUCAUUGGCUAUCUUAUGGGAAUUACAAGGAAGUAUAUGGCAUGGUUAUGAAGUCGAAGGAUUAGAGCACAUUCCUACAAAAGGGCCAGUUCUUAUCGUUUUUUAUCAUGGAGCAUUACCAAUUGAUUUUUAUUAUUUAUUUGCUAAAACUUGGCUUUAUCGUAAUCGACGUGUACAUGUUGUUGCUGAUAAAUUUGUAUUUAGAAUACCUGGUCUUGGUACUCUUAUUGAAGCAAUAGGAAUUCAACCAUCAACACCAGGAAUAUGCAAAUCAAUGCUUGAAGAAGGUCACGUACUUGCUAUUUCACCUGGUGGUGUUCGUGAAGCUCUUUUCAGUGAUCAUAAUUAUCGUUUAAUAUGGAAGGAAAGACGAGGCUUUGCAAAAGUUGCAAUUGAAUCUAAAGCUACAAUCAUUCCAAUGUUUACAAAAAAUUGUCGAGAAGCUGUACGUACUUUGACAUUUGGUCGUCGUUUUUUAAGAUAUAUUUAUGAAAAAACUCGAUUACCAAUUGUUCCAAUUUAUGGAAUGUUUCCAGUUAAAAUUAUUACUUAUCUUGGAGAACCUAUUCCAUAUGAUCCUGAUGUAACAGCAGAAAUUCUUGCUAUCCGAGUGAAAAAAGAAAUUGAAAAAUUGAUAGAAAUUCACCAACGACGACCGGGUAGUAUAACGCAAGCUAUUCUCGAUCGAUUUAGUUGUUUUUCAAUGAAAUGA